AUGAUAGAGCAGAGCUCCACCCUGUCUCCUCUUCUUGCUCUGCUCUGCUCGAACCAACCGCAGACCGGAGCCACGCUCGCCGGCCGGGGCACCUCCUCCUCCUCCGCCGCCGCGCUGAUUCAUCCCUCCCUCACUUCAAGCCUCUACUGCCCCGCCAGUCUCCCACCGUCGCGACGCCGCGGUCGAGGGGCUAGUCUGCCUUUCCUGGCGCCGCCGGAGGGAGACGACCGCCCGCGACCGGAGCAGACGAGGGAGGCACGCGCGACCGGGAAGGCGCUGCUUUCGCUCGAGCCGUACGCCGACGCCGGUGGCCACUCCGGUAAGCGCGCAAUGGGUAUUCCUAUCUGA
Triticum turgidum subsp. durum (durum wheat) is the source of this 348-nucleotide messenger RNA. Lineage: Eukaryota; Viridiplantae; Streptophyta; Magnoliopsida; Poales; Poaceae. The record is from the annotation of a GenBank genome assembly.